AUGCUAGUGGAAGGGGUCUCCGAGCCGGAAUCUCUGCAUCCGAUUCUCAAACCCCCUCAGGCUUCUCAUAGUGAGCCACCGAAAACGACUCGCAUACUCAUCACCCAACCCGAUGGCGAAGAAAUUACCCAAAAUCCUUCCAACUCGCCUACUCCAAGUAUAGUGGAACCAAAAGGUAGCAUCCCUGACCGAUUGACACCAAGGAGAUCAUCCCUUGUCAUACCGGGUCAUUCUAAACGAGGUGGGAAACGUCGACCAGUGAUGACUGCUCGCCGCAAGUCGUCGCAAGGAGUGGUCCCCAAGGCCCAAGGAACCCCCAAAAAACACAAUGGAAAGAGCAAAAACACCGGUCCAACGGAGGAGAUAUUCGAUGACGAUGAUGACAUGACCUCAGAACGGACGAAACCCAAGAGCAUCCAUCGACGCAGUACCCGCGACGCGACCUGGGCCGAUCUAGAUCACGAUCAACCAUACCUCGAUUUCCCCGUUACAGGUCUCACCCCAGCAGCCACCAGCCUCUUGAAAGACGGCAAAUCUGGCCACCCCGCAAUCACCAUAACUCCCGCCGACCUCCCGUUCACCGAUCUCCGCUUCCCCGAGCCACACGAUCCCAUCCUGUCCCAAUCCCAAGGCGUACAAACGGUUAGUGACAAACCCGACCAGAGAAGCCAAGCCACCCAAACUGAAAUCCAGGACAACAGCUUAUCUAAUAACAUCCCGGGCCCUUAUGAUUUUCGACCUUAUAAACCUGUGAAGAGAACCCCCGUCCCGGGAUACCACGACGCUACCCGUACCCCCAUGCCUAGAGCAAUGACAGAAGCACUCGUCGACACAAUUCUUGACAACACGCCGCUGAAAGGAUUCAUUCCAGCGCCGGAUCGCCCAUUGCAUUAUUUCAACCACCCAUGGCACGAGCUCCCGCGUCCCAAUUUCCUCUUCGACUUCAUGAUCAAGGCCCCCUCUCCUUCUAAUCACCAGCCGUCGCGGAGGUCACUGGUCCCUAAAAAUUUCCGGCAGGAGUGGACCGAUUUCAUUGCAGAGGAGAAUCUGCUUCUGGCGGAGUCAAUUGCCGAGAACGAGGCCGCGAAAGAAUCGCUGUCUUUCAUUCAGGAGGGUCGCAGGCUGUGUCAGGGGACCAGUACGCAAUUUGAUUCAGACUCGGAAAUUUCUCGGGGGCUGUCAUCUCGGGAGAUGCCGUCUCAGGAGCUACAGGCGCAUCAGACUACUAGGCAGCAGCAGUCUGAUACUCCUUCCGAGAUUGAUAUCGAUCAAAUUCUCCGGGAGCUGCAGGCUGAGUAUUCGUCCUGUUGA
Penicillium verhagenii is the source of this 1311-nucleotide messenger RNA. RefSeq lists its product as uncharacterized. Bases 1 to 1311 code for a protein of 436 amino acids. The record is from RefSeq and is a predicted model, not a curated record. The transcript has a single exon. Lineage: Eukaryota; Fungi; Ascomycota; Eurotiomycetes; Eurotiales; Aspergillaceae.